UCGAGACUCCCUUGUACAGCCUCUCAACGCCUUGUCAAUCCCUGCCUUCCCCUUCCUCCAUAUAACCACCCUGUCCAUAUCCCCACCUCCUAUAAGCAGCCUUGGGCCUGACCAAGGGUGGUUUUCAAUGGGUACCCGUGUCAACAUGACGGCCUCGGGCUGCUUCCUCCUGCUCUCCCUCCUCCUCGCCUCCCUCUCGACCCUCUCCCACGCCCUCUCCGACGCCGAGGCGUCCUAUAUCGCGCGUCGUCAGCUCCUGUCGCUCAAGGAGAACGAUGAUCUCCCUGAGGACUUUGAAUACGAGGUUGAUAUCAAGGUGACUUUUGCGAAUCAGAGGCUCCGGAGGGCCUACAUUGCCCUCCAGGCUUGGAAGAAGGCCAUGUACUCGGACCCUUUCAACACGACCGGUAACUGGGUCGGCCCUCACGUGUGCGCCUACAACGGAGUGUUUUGCGCCCCGGCGCUCGAUGACCCUAACCUGAGCGUCGUCGCCGGCGUGGAUCUGAACCAUGCCGACAUUGCCGGGUACCUCCCCGCGGAGUUGGGCUUGUUGACAGACACUGCACUCUUCCACCUUAACUCGAACCGCUUCUGCGGGAUCAUCCCGAAGAGCCUCUCCAAGCUCCAAUUGAUGCACGAGUUCGACGUGAGCAGCAACCGCUUCGUCGGUCCGUUCCCGGAGGUGGUUCUCUCGUGGCCCGGUGUCAAGUAUCUCGAUCUCAGGUUCAACGAUUUCGAGGGGAAGUUGCCACCGCAGCUUUUCUUGAAGGACUUGGAUGCGGUGUUCUUGAACAACAACAGAUUCACAGCGGGCAUCCCGGACACGAUUGGCCAAUCCACGGCAUCAGCCUUGACAUUUGCCCACAACAAGUUCACCGGUUGCAUCCCUCGUACCAUCGGCAACAUGAGCAACUUGAACGAGAUCGUCUUCUUGAAGAACGAUUUAGGUGGUUGCUUCCCCGAAGAGAUCGGGUUGCUCGACAAUUUGACGCUCUUCGACGCCAGCCACAAUUCAUUCGUGGGUGACUUGCCCAAGAGCUUUUCGAGCUUGGACGGCGUUCAGGUGUUGGACGUUUCCCACAAUAAGCUGACAGGCUUGGUGUCCGAGAAGAUUUGCAAGUUGCCAACUCUCCUGAACUUCACAUUCUCGUACAACUACUUCACCAAGGAGGAUGAGGCCUGUGUUCCUUCUUCUCACGAGGAGACGGCCUUGGACGACGGCGGCAAUUGUUUGCCCAACAGGCCGAGACAGAAGUUGACGAAGACGUGCUUCCCGGUGGUGAGCAAGCCCGUCGAUUGCAGCAAGAACAAGUGCAGAGGCGGAGGCGGCGGCGGCAGCGGUGGUGGCGGCGACGGCAGCGGAGCCCCGUCCCCGACAUCGCAGUCCCCGAUCAUUAGAACACGUCCCUCGGCCCCCCCGAAGCCUCGUGUCCCCUCUCCACCCAAAACCAAGGCUCCAUCACCUCCUAAACAAGCACCAACAACACCUGAGCCCCAGGUUCCUGCACCUUCAACGCCGAAAUCACAAGCCCCCACACCUUCAUCAUCACCGAAUCCGAAGUCACCUUCGACCUCUUUUGCUUCUCCACCCCAGGCUUCCAUUCCUAGCGAACCCGAUGAACCUCCGGCUUCCGCUCCAUCGCCUACAGAUAAAGGAGGAUUCCCUCGCGCUAGGCCACCGAAAGCGGCUCCGCAACCAGCGCCAUCAGCAAAACCAUCACCUGAGCCAUCUCCUGAAUCGGAGCAAUCACCCAAGCCAUCUCCUGAACCAGGUCAUGGAUCUUCUCCCAGGUCUGGAGGCCGUGUACAUUCUCCACCUCCACCUCCACCUCCACCAGCCCAGUCACCUCCCCCUCCGCCAGUCCAAUCUCCACCCCCACCACCACCGGUCUACUCUCCACCACCACCCCCACCAGUGUACUCUCCACCACCUCCACCAGUCCACUCUCCACCACCUCCAUCACCGUCUCCAUCGCCACCUCCUCCACCGGUGCACUCCCCACCACCACCCGUCCACUCUCCUCCUCCGCCACCAGUUGCCUCCCCCCCACCACCGCCCGUCCACUCUCCUCCGCCCCCUGUCUACUCACCACCGCCACCAGUUCACUCCCCACCACCCCCCGUCCACUCCCCUCCACCCCCAGUCCAUUCCCCACCACCGCCUGUACAUUCUCCUCCCCCACCGGUUCGUUCCCCACCACCACCACCACCCCCCGUCCGCUCUCCUCCCCCACCCGUCCGCUCUCCUCCCCCACCAGUCCACUCCCCACCGCCACCAGUCCACUCUCCUCCACCACCAGUCCAUUCCCCGCCGCCACCUGUGUUCUCUCCCCCGCCACCGGUGCACUCCCCGCCUCCUCCGGUCAGCUCGCCACCGCCUCCGGUCUUCUCUCCACCUCCUCCGGCAGCCCAAUCUCCCCCACCACCGAGCCACGACGACAUCAUCCUGCCACCAAUAUUUGGAUCUCAAUACUCCUCCCCACCUCCUCCAAUGUUCCCAGGAUACUAAAUAUUCUCCCUUUGAUGUAUUUUUGGCUAUCUUCUCCGUCGUGACGUUAAGUCGCAGAGAAAAAUCUACACGUUCAUUUCAUAGUGGAGAUUGACAAUAACUAUGGGUCGCAUUUUCUUUUGCCUAGCGCCUCCAAUAAGUAAGCAAUUGCGAUAUGUCAUUAGUGAUAGAUUUCAGGAUAUUAGCGACUUCUUUUUA
This is a messenger RNA of Rhodamnia argentea, 2707 nucleotides long. RefSeq names its product pollen-specific leucine-rich repeat extensin-like protein 3. The record is from RefSeq and is a predicted model, not a curated record. The transcript has a single exon. Bases 128 to 2509 code for a protein of 793 amino acids. NCBI's taxonomy places the organism in Eukaryota, Viridiplantae, Streptophyta, Magnoliopsida, Myrtales, Myrtaceae. Gene Ontology annotation, molecular function: protein binding.